UUACCCAACAAAUAACUCGUUUUAUUGCAUGGGUUCUUAUAAGUAGCCCUAUUUAGGACAGUUGACACUUGUGUAAUUGUAGGUUUUUGAACCAGUAAAGGCAGUGGAGACGGAAUGAUACGCUUCUCUUGCUAGUGCUCCUUAUUUUUUGUGAAGUCAUGUCUUUCCAUCAGGAUCGGGGUGGUCCCAGGGGGGGAAUUCCCCCAGGCCAGCACGGCUCCUCUCAAAACUACCGACCCACCAACCUGAGGCCACCACCUCCACAGCCUCCUGUUCCCCCGUACCACUACGAUCCUCAGACUCCUCCCAGUUCAGGCUACCAUGGAAACACUGGAUACAUGCCUCUGCACUCUGACUUCAUGCAGUACCCUCCACCAGCACCAUCCCAGACACCCAGUUCACUUAACCAGUGCCCAGUGCGCCCACCUUUCCCCAAGCCCCCUGUCAGGCAGGGUUUCCCUGAACCCCCGCCUAACUUUCCACCUCCUCCCCUUCCCAGCUCCACAGGUGGUUCCGCUUCAGGGUCCCAGGUGUCUGCUCAGAAUGCCUACCACCCUUACAUGAUGCCUCCUGUGCCCCCACCACCAUUACCACACCCACCAAUGCCUCCCCCCAUAGCUUCCCAGUCUAUGAGCUACCACCCUCCAUACUCCAUGAACUACCCCCAUCCUCCCCACCCUCCUUUCCCUCCUCCCACCUUCAGCCCUGGCUACACUCAGAAUCCCAGCUCAUUCAAACCAGACCACAGCUUCAGGCACGGGGGGCAAUACAAGUAUGAGAAGCCAAUGGACAACAGGAGGUCUCCAGAAAGAGGGUAUCGCCACGAUGACCACAGGCAGAAGGGAUACGGCUACGGUAGCCAUGGUGAAAAGCAUAAAAUGGAUUUCCCUGGCGACAGGAAGGAUCGUGGGAGGAGUCCAGACAGGCGCGGCAGGCCGGAGGGUGGACGUUACAGGUCUGAGUACGACAGAGGCCGGACUCCCCCCAGACACAGGAGCAGGGAACGUAGCAGGGAGAGGUAUCGUCACAGAGAAAGUCGGAGAUCCCAGUCACCCGACAGGCACAGAAAGAGACCCCGAAGUCGGUCCUCAAGCAGAGACAGGAAACGUGGUCGCUGGGAAGAGGAGAGGGACAGAAGGUCGGAGAGCUCCUCCGGCCUGAGCAGAGAGCGCAGCUACUCCUCCGUCAGGAGCAGAGACUCCGAAGAGACCUUUGCUGACCGAGAGCGAGAGAGGGAGCGAGAACGGGACAGGGACAGAGAAAAGGAGAAAGAGAAGGGGGAUGAUGAGAAAGAGGAAGAUGAGCUUCUGAAACCUGCCUGGAUCCGCUGCACACAUGCUGAGAACUACUACUCCAGUGACCCCAUGGACCAAGUGGGAGACUCUACUGUGGUCGGGACCAGUAAACUGCGGGACCUGUACGAGCGCUUUGAGGAAGAGCUGGGGAGGAGACAGGAGAGAGCUAAGGCUCUUCGACCUAAAUGGGACCCGCCCAAAACCAAACUAGAUGAGGAUCCAGAUGACAGCAGUAGUGAGUCAGACUGUGAGUCAGACGGCGAAGGAAGCACCUGCUCCAGCAGCUCUGACUCAGAGGUUUUUGAUGUUAUUGCCGAGAUCAAGAGAAAGAAAGCUCAUCCCGACCGCCUGCAUGAGGAGCUGUGGUACAAUGACCCAGGACAGAUGAAUGAUGGUCCCUUGUGUAAGUGCAGUGCCAAGGCCAGACGUACAGGGAUCCGCCACAGCAUCUACCCGGGGGAGGAGCCAGUGAAGCAGUGUCGGACAAUGAACAACAAUGCAGGGAAACUGUUUCACUACAGGAUCACUGUGUCUCCUCCCACCAACUUCCUGACUGACAGACCGACAGUGAUCGAGUACGAUGACCACGAGUACCUGUUUGAAGGCUUCUCUCUCUUCUCCCACACACCUCUCACUAGCAUUCCAUUGUGCCGUGUGAUCCGCUUCAACAUAGAUUACACCAUUCACUUCAUAGAGGAGAUGACACCGGAGAACUACUGUGUCCGAGGCCUGGAGCUGUUUGCCUCCUACUUGUUCAAGGACAUUCUUGAGCUGUAUGACUGGAACCUGAAAGGCCCUGAGUUUGACAAUGAGUCGUCUGGAUGCCAGCAGUUCCAUUUCAUGCCCCGUUUUGUCCGAUUCUUACCUGAUGGCGGGAAGGAGGUGCUGUCUAUGCAUCAGGUGCUGCUCUACCUGCUGCGCAGCAGCAAGCCCCUGGUCCCCGAGGAGGAGAUUGCUGACAUGCUGCAGUGGGAGGAGCUGGAGUGGCAGAAAUACGCGGAGGAGUGCAAGGGCAUGAUCGUCACCAACCCAGGAAUGAAACCGAGCUCAGUGCGUAUCGACCAACUGGACAGGGAGCAGUUCAACCCAGACGUCAUCACCUUCCCCAUCAUCGUUCAUUUCGGGAUCCGGCCCGCUCAGCUCAGCUACGCCGGAGACCCUCAGUACCAGAAACUGUGGAAGAGCUAUGUGAAACUACGCCACCUGCUGGCCAACAGCCCCAAGGUCAAGCAGAUUGACAAGCAGAAGCUGACGCAGAGAGAGGAAGCUCUUCAGAAGAUCCGUCAGAAGAACACUAUGCGCCGUGAGGUGACAGUGGAGCUCAGCAGUCAGGGCUUCUGGAAGACUGGCAUCCGCUCCGACGUCUGUCAGCAUGCCAUGAUGCUGCCUGUUCUCACCCAUCAUAUCCGGUACCACCAGUGUCUGAUGCACCUGGAUAAGCUCAUUGGCUACGUCUUCAAGGAGCGCUGCCUCCUUCAGCUUGCCAUGACUCACCCCAGUCACCACCUCAACUUCGGCAUGAAUCCUGAUCACGCCCGCAACUCCCUUUCCAACUGUGGCAUCCGCCAGCCUAAGUACGGAGACAGGAAGGUCCACCACAUGUACAUGAGGAAAAAGGGAAUCAACACAUUGAUUAACAUCAUGUCUCGUCUGGGGCAGGAUGACCCCUCCCCUUCCAGGAUCAAUCACAACGAGAGACUUGAGUUCCUGGGUGAUGCUGUUGUCGAGUUCCUCACCAGUGUCCACUUGUACUACCUUUUCCCUAGUUUGGAGGAGGGCGGCCUUGCCACCUACAGAACAGCCAUUGUACAGAACCAGCACUUAGCCAUGCUAGCCAAGAAACUGGAGUUAGAUCGCUUCAUGCUCUACGCUCACGGACCGGAUCUGUGCCGGGAGUCGGACCUGCGACACGCCAUGGCCAACUGCUUUGAGGCACUUAUCGGUGCUGUGUAUUUGGAAGGAGGCUUGGAGGAGGCCCGGCAGCUCUUUGGUAGACUGCUUUUCAACAGCGAGAGGCCCGACUCAAAAGAGAACGUUUGCAGUCAGGGCCCCGAGGCUCCCGAACAGCCUGCCCGAGGAAACCAGGACCUACGGGAUGUCUGGCUCAACUACCCAUCACACCCCCUGCAGGUCCAGGAACCUCAGACAGACAGGCAGCUGAUUGAGACGUCUCCAGUCCUCCAGACACUGACGAGCUUCGAGGAAUCUAUUGGAGUUUUGUUCACACAUGUGCGUCUUCUUGCCAGAGCCUUCACCUUGAGGACUGUGGGCUUCAACCACCUCACCUUGGGCCACAACCAGAGGAUGGAGUUCCUGGGAGACUCUAUCAUGCAGCUGGUGGCCACAGAGUACCUCUUCAUCCACUUCCCCGACCACCAUGAAGGACAUUUAACACUACUCCGCAGUUCGCUGGUAAACAACCGCACACAGGCCAAAGUGGCAGAGGAGCUGGGCAUGCAAGAGUUCGCCAUCACCAACGACAAAACCAAACGACCAGUCGCACUACGGACCAAGACUCUGGCUGACUUGUUGGAGUCUUUCAUUGCCGCUCUCUACAUUGAUAAAGAUCUGGAGUAUGUGCACACCUUCAUGAAUGUCUGCUUCUUCCCCCGUCUGAAGGAGUUCAUUCUGAACCAGGACUGGAAUGAUCCAAAGUCUCAACUGCAGCAGUGCUGUUUGACCCUGAGAACUGAGGGCAAGGAGCCUGAUAUCCCGCUGUACAAGACCCUGCAGACAGUGGGGCCCUCACACGCCCGCACCUACACGGUCGCCGUGUAUUUCAAAGGGGAGCGAAUCGGCUGUGGCAAAGGCCCGAGUAUCCAACAGGCGGAAAUGGGAGCUGCGAUGGAUGCGCUCGAAAAAUAUAACUUCCCACAGAUGGCUCAUCAGAAGCGCUUCAUCGAGCGGAAAUACAGACAGGAGCUGAAGGAGAUGAGACGAGAGCGGGAGCGGCAGGAGAAGGAGACCGACGAGGUGGAGGAAUGCAGGAAGUGACGGCACCAAUCAAGACCCGCAUCCACAUUAAGGAGCUCUCUCUGCAAAUGUGGCAGCUGUCCAGGCAAGCGUUGACAAGAUAGAGAUGCCACUAGUUGAUUGCGAGGCUGCGAUAGUUUAGCAGCGACGAGUGACUGUUGUUCUACAUUCUACAUGAACAUCGAUGGGACACAAGUGGGGAUUAGCUGGGUUGCCAUAACGCUUUAAUGUGUCUUUUAGAUUUUGUCUACGAUUUUCAAAGUUGAAGUUGGACAGAAGGCAAACAGAAUUAGAAAUCAUGUUUUAUGCUGUUUAGUACUGGAGCACUGUCAACGUGGCCUUUUGUUGUUGAAUCAUUAAAUAUUGAGUUGCCUAACUUUUCAACCAGGAGCAAUGGUGUAUGUCAUGCUAAAUAAACCAUCAAAGCUAGUAUUGUAAAUAAAGUUUCAGAUUCUGUCAUAAA
Messenger RNA from Micropterus dolomieu (smallmouth bass), 4731 nucleotides. It is a transcript of the gene drosha, whose product is annotated as drosha ribonuclease III. The record is from RefSeq and is a predicted model, not a curated record. Lineage: Eukaryota; Metazoa; Chordata; Actinopteri; Centrarchiformes; Centrarchidae. Gene Ontology annotation, cellular component: nucleus. Gene Ontology annotation, molecular function: ribonuclease III activity; double-stranded RNA binding. Gene Ontology annotation, biological process: primary miRNA processing; pre-miRNA processing; regulation of gene expression. Bases 159 to 4289 code for a protein of 1376 amino acids. The transcript is spliced from 33 exons.